AUGGCUCCCCAGUUUUACAGAGGAGAGUCCAAAUUUCUCAGCCAGGCAUUCAACGCCUCCCAUGAUCUGAUGCUCCCUGUCUCCUUCUCAGCUUACCUCACUUCCCUCGUGCUCCACCCUCAUGAAACUGCUCCCCCGUGCAUGUCCAGUCUCCCCAGCUUCUGCUUGCAUUCUUCUGAAUUUGAAGAAGGGACAUUCCUUCCCAUUCUGUCCAUCUCUACCUGCUUAAAUCUGUCACCACCACUGGUCCAAGCGAUCUUCAGCGGUGAUCCGGAGGAGACACGGAUGCUCAUCCACAAAACUGAAGAUGUGAAUGCUCUGGAUUCUGAGAAACGAACCCCCCUUCAUGUGGCCGCAUUUCUGGGAGAUGCAGAGAUCAUUGAACUCCUGAUUCUGUCAGGAGCUCGUGUAAAUGCCAAGGACAACAUGUGGCUGACCCCACUGCACCGGGCUGUUGCUUCCAGAAGUGAAGAAGCAGUACAAGUAUUGAUCAAGCACUCAGCUGAUGUCAAUGCGAGAGACAAGAACUGGCAGACCCCCCUCCACGUGGCAGCAGCCAAUAAGGCUGUCAAAUGCGCAGAAGUGAUCAUUCCCCUGCUGAGCAGCGUCAACGUCUCUGACCGAGGGGGGCGCACAGCCUUACACCAUGCGGCUCUGAAUGGCCAUGUGGAGAUGGUCAAUUUACUCUUGGCCAAAGGGGCUAACAUCAACGCAUUUGACAAGAAGGACCGGCGUGCUUUGCACUGGGCAGCGUAUAUGGGCCACCUGGACGUUGUGGCAUUGCUCAUUAACCACGGCGCAGAAGUGACCUGUAAGGAUAAGAAGGGUUACACCCCUCUGCACGCCGCGGCCUCCAAUGGACAAAUCAAUGUUGUCAAACAUCUCCUGAAUCUGGGGGUGGAGAUUGACGAGAUCAACGUGUAUGGAAAUACAGCGCUUCACAUCGCCUGCUACAACGGACAGGAUGCUGUGGUUAACGAGCUCAUUGACUACGGUGCUAACGUGAACCAGCCCAACAACAACGGGUUCACCCCUUUGCAUUUCGCUGCUGCCUCCACUCAUGGUGCUUUGUGUCUUGAGUUGUUAGUGAACAAUGGGGCAGAUGUUAACAUUCAGAGUAAAGAUGGCAAAAGUCCACUUCACAUGACAGCUGUUCAUGGAAGGUUCACACGGUCACAAACCCUCAUUCAGAAUGGAGGCGAAAUUGACUGUGUGGAUAAAGAUGGCAACACUCCUCUCCAUGUGGCUGCAAGAUACGGUCAUGAGCUUUUGAUUAACACCUUAAUAACCAGCGGAGCUGACACAGCCAAGUGUGGAAUCCAUAGCAUGUUCCCCUUACAUUUAGCUGCCCUAAAUGCUCACUCUGACUGCUGCAGAAAGUUGUUAUCAUCGGGACAAAAGUAUAGCAUAGUAUCCUUGUUUAGUAAUGAGCACGUGCUGUCUGCAGGCUUUGAAAUAGACACCCCAGAUAAAUUUGGAAGAACGUGCCUUCAUGCUGCUGCUGCAGGAGGUAAUGUGGAAUGUAUUAAACUCUUGCAGAGCAGUGGAGCGGAUUUCCAUAAAAAGGACAAGUGUGGGAGGACCCCUUUGCACUAUGCAGCUGCGAAUUGUCAUUUCCACUGUAUUGAGACAUUAGUGGCCACGGGAGCCAACGUUAAUGAAACAGAUGACUGGGGACGGACAGCUUUGCACUAUGCUGCGGCAUCAGACAUGGAUAGAAAUAAGACUAUCCUAGGAAAUACCCAUGAAAAUUCCGAAGAAUUCGACAGAGCCAGGGAGCUGAAAGAAAAGGAAGCGGCUCUAUGUCUAGAGUUUCUGCUUCAGAAUGAUGCAAAUCCAUCCAUCCGGGACAAGGAGGGUUACAACAGCAUACAUUAUGCUGCUGCCUAUGGCCACAGACAAUGUCUGGAAUUGCUUUUAGAAAGAACCAACAGUGGUUUUGAAGAAUCAGAUUCUGGUGCUACCAAGAGUCCACUCCACUUAGCUGCCUACAAUGGGCACCAUCAAGCCUUGGAAGUCCUUUUGCAGUCGCUGGUGGACCUGGACAUCAGGGAUGAGAAAGGCCGCACUCCUCUGGAUCUGGCUGCCUUUAAGGGACACACAGAAUGUGUGGAAGCACUGAUCAAUCAGGGCGCGUCCAUCUUUGUGAAAGACAAUGUAACCAAAAGAACCCCACUUCAUGCCUCAGUAAUUAAUGGUCACACACUGUGUUUGCGGCUGUUACUAGAAGUUGCAGACAACCCAGAAGUGGUUGACGUGAAAGAUGCCAAAGGACAAACUCCACUGAUGCUUGCUGUAGCAUAUGGACAUAUUGAUGCUGUUUCAUUGUUACUUGAAAAGGAAGCAAACGUAGAUGCUGUUGACAUCAUGGGAUGCACAGCUUUACACAGAGGGAUUAUGACAGGACACGAGGAAUGUGUGCAAAUGCUCCUGGAACAAGAAGUGUCGAUUCUCUGUAAAGAUUCCAGAGGGAGGACGCCCUUGCACUAUGCAGCCGCCCGGGGCCAUGCCACGUGGCUGAGUGAGCUGCUCCAGAUGGCUCUUUCCAAGGAGGACUGUUGCUUCAAAGACAACCAAGGCUACACACCGCUGCACUGGGCUUGUUACAAUGGUAAUGAAAACUGUAUAGAGGUACUUUUGGAGCAAAAAUGUUUUCGCAAAUUUAUCGGUAAUCCCUUCACUCCACUGCACUGUGCAAUAAUAAAUGAUCAUGAGAAUUGUGCAUCAUUGCUACUUGGGGCCAUAGAUUCCAGUAUUGUCAGUUGUAGAGAUGACAAAGGCAGGACACCCCUUCAUGCGGCAGCAUUUGCUGACCACGUGGAGUGCUUACAGCUGCUCCUGAGACACAACGCUCAAGUGAAUGCAGUAGACAAUUCAGGGAAGACAGCUCUGAUGAUGGCUGCUGAGAAUGGGCAGGCAGGCGCUGUGGAUAUUUUGGUGAACAGUGCCCAGGCUGAUCUGACUAUAAAGGACAAAGACUUGAAUACACCCUUACAUUUGGCUAGUAGUAAAGGUCAUGAAAAAUGUGCCUUGUUAAUACUUGACAAGAUACAAGACGAGAGCCUUAUUAAUGCAAAAAAUAAUUCACUGCAGACACCCCUCCACGUUGCUGCACGCAAUGGCUUGAAGGUGGUAGUUGAGGAGUUGCUGGCCAAAGGAGCCUGUGUACUUGCUGUAGAUGAAAAUGGUCAUACCCCGGCCCUGGCUUGUGCUCCUAACAAAGACGUGGCUGACUGCCUGGCCCUCAUUUUGGCUACCAUGAUGCCUUUUUCUCCUUCCAGUACAAUGACGGCUGUCAACUUCGUUUGUUUUAAAAAAGACAAUUUGAGCAGGACGACCCUCUCCAACCUGGGUAGCAUGGUUAGCCUGUGCAGUAACAACGUAGGCUCGGAGGAUGGGUACAAUGAAAAUGAUUCUGAUUCGGAAACGUUUUGA
Molecule: messenger RNA, 3435 nt
Organism: Cynocephalus volans (Philippine flying lemur)
Lineage: Eukaryota; Metazoa; Chordata; Mammalia; Dermoptera; Cynocephalidae
Gene: ANKRD44
Product: ankyrin repeat domain 44
Exons: 28
Coding region: 1-3435 (1144 amino acids)
Biological process (GO): protein localization to ciliary inversin compartment
Cellular component (GO): ciliary inversin compartment
Molecular function (GO): protein binding
Source: RefSeq, a predicted model, not a curated record